GUGCAAAGUGUGUUCCAUUUUUUUACCGUCGUCAUACUAUGCCGAAAAGUGCGAAACCAAAAUGUUGCGAGUCUACGCAGCUGGACACGGACGAGCUUCAAGAGAGUGCAGGAUCCGAAACCAUGAAAAGCGUUCCACCAAGCAGGAAUAAGAAUAUCAUCAGAAAAAAAGGAUUCCAGUAUGGUCUUGUAAGGUUAUACCUUGUGAAAGGGAAACGUGUUGGUCUAGGUAUCAAGACGCACAAAGACCAAGUAGUAGUCAGCAAAUCACAAAAAGACUCGAUUUGCGAACACAUCAUUAGGAGAUUGGACCGAAUUAUUGAUGUAAACGGGACUCAAGUGGCAGACAGGGAUGUAUGCAGAGAGAUGCUAAUAAAAUCUCUUUUGAAGACAAACACAGUAAGUCUAGUGAUUGAACGACCGAUAGAGAAAGAGGCUAUAGAGGCUAUGGAGAGGUUCCUCGCCGAAGCUGGUGGACAGUCUGCGGCCACAUCGCCGGUCCGCGAUAAGAAUUCGAAGCCAAAACAAGUAGAUCCAGGUAAUUUGGUGAAGGGGCUCAAAGGUGAUGUCAGUCCGAGGAGGAUGCAAAGCCCAAGGAAAGGUAGACGAUCUCAACCGCCAUCUGCUGAAGAUUCGGGCAAUAAGUCUCCCCAUCGUUCACCAUCGUUACAUAAUAUAAACGACGCAAAGGGACAGUCACUGGACGACGCAGAAAAAAGAGUGUCGGCUCUAGGAGGUAUAUUGAAGAAAGGCAGUAAACUCAAAGCUGUUGUCGCACUAAAACGCAAGUGAAAAGAAUCAUCGUACAAUCAAUAAACAAAGAUUAAGCUAACAAUUAUAC
This is a messenger RNA of Cylicocyclus nassatus, 840 nucleotides long. The record is from the annotation of a GenBank genome assembly. Lineage: Eukaryota; Metazoa; Nematoda; Chromadorea; Rhabditida; Strongylidae.